AUGGAGUCCUCUGGCAUGGUGAUCCCAUCUGCUCAGGAACCCUCCUCUACCUCCACGAUGUCCAAUACCUACCCGGUCUCGCCUGUCGCCUACGGUGCUCAUGACGAUGGCGACGCAGAAUCCCAACGCGAAGGCAGCCCGUCCGAACCCAUUGAGUCCCAUCCCGUCUCCGAGUCCUCCCCCGAGCCCGAUGCCGCGGAUGACUCUUAUGACGGCGCAUCUGCCGAAUCAGAUGCAGAAGAUGAAGACGCAGCGGCAGACAACAGCGAGUAUGACGCUAACCCCUACAGCCGUGAAAACUCUUCAUCUCCUCACCCCGGCCGCGGUGUUAAGCGGAUGUCGUCCCCACAGAGCGAGACCGAUCUGAUAAGGCAAAAUCCCGAUUUGUAUGGACUACGCCGGAGUGGUCGCGCUCGUACUACUCGCAAUAUCGCCGACUCAUCGGAUUCCGAUUCCGAUGUUGUCGCGCCCCGUGCAAAGCGCCGGCGCAAGGAAACAUCUCAACAACCGUCCAAGGCCUCCCGAUCGGCUACGGCGUCGUCGCUGUCCGAGUCAGACAGUGAUGAAUAUGGUGGCAAGAGCGCCCGGGCUAGCAAAGCUAGAAGGCGUCGUCUCCAGCAAACCGCCAGUUAUGAACCAUCUUUGAAUGAAGUCCGCUUCUCGACGCGAACUGCCAACAAAGUGUCAAAUUACAACGAGGAUGACGAAGAAGACGAGGCAAUGUUUGAAGCAGACCCUGAAGAUCUUGCACCGAGCUACUGGGCUGAAAGUUAUGCUGAGGAUACCCGCCCCGCCGUCGAUGUCGUUCUCAAUCACCGCCUCAAGGAAGGCGUUGACCCCAAGUCCCAGGAUCUCGAUCGAUCCGACUUCGAGUUUUGCAUCAAGUGGCAGGACAAAUCACACUACCAUGCUACAUGGGAACCAAACGAGGCCAUGCCCAAUUAUCGCAGUACUCGACGUGUUGACAAUUACGUCCGGAAAGUGCUCAACGAAGACAUUCGGCUGCAGUAUGAUGAAGAUGCCCCUCCAGAAGACCGGGAAAAGUGGAAUCUCGAUCGCGAACGAGACGUCGAGGCUAUCGAAGACUACAAGAUGGUCGAGAGAGUCAUUGGUGUGCGUGAUGGCGAAGACGGCUCCACAGAAUAUCUUGUGAAAUGGAAACGUCUUUUCUACGACUCAUGUACAUGGGAGCCCGAGGAGCUGGUUAGCGAGAUUGCUCAACGUGAGGUCGACCGAUUCCUGGACCGUACUGCUCGUCAACCUUGGUCGGACAAGAAUGAGACCACCAUCGCCACAAGGAAACCGUUUGAGCCUAUCCAUGGUGGCACCCCCAGCUUUUUGCAGAAUGGAGAACUCAAGGAUUUCCAGAUCAAGGGUCUUAACUUCUUGGCUUUCAAUUGGGUCAGGGGUCGCAAUGUCGUCCUGGCCGAUGAAAUGGGUCUUGGAAAAACAGUGCAGACUGUUUCGUUCAUUAACUGGAUGCGUCAUGUCCGACGGCAGCAGGGACCAUUCAUCGUCAUCGUACCUUUAUCCACUAUGCCUGCGUGGGCUGACACCUUCGACCACUGGACACCUGACCUCAACUACGUGGUCUAUAACGGUAGCGAAAAGGCACGCUCAGUACUACGUGACUACGAAUUGAUGGUCGAUGGAAAUCCCAAACGUCCUAAAUUCCACGUUCUCCUGACCACCUACGAGUAUGCAAUGAAUGACUCGCCCUUCCUUGGUCAAUUCAAAUGGCAGUUCAUGGCAGUUGAUGAGGCACAUCGUCUCAAAAACCGUGACUCACAACUUUAUACCAAGCUGUUCGAAUGGAAGUGCCAAGCUCGCCUUCUGAUUACUGGUACACCAAUUCAAAACAACCUCGCGGAGCUCUCGGCUUUGAUGGACUUCCUUAACCCUGGUCUGAUCGAUGUUGAUGUUGAUAUGGAUCUGAACUCCGAGCUAGCAUCCCAAAAGCUUGCUGAAUUAACGGAUGCUAUUCAACCUUUCAUGUUGCGGCGCACAAAGUCGAAGGUUGACUUUCUGAUGUCCAACUGGAAUACUACAAGAACAUCUUGA
This is a messenger RNA of Penicillium salamii, 2061 nucleotides long. The record is from the annotation of a GenBank genome assembly. Lineage: Eukaryota; Fungi; Ascomycota; Eurotiomycetes; Eurotiales; Aspergillaceae.